Messenger RNA from Cuscuta europaea, 2941 nucleotides. The record is from the annotation of a GenBank genome assembly. Lineage: Eukaryota; Viridiplantae; Streptophyta; Magnoliopsida; Solanales; Convolvulaceae.
GGGCGACGUGCUCAUGAUCGGCACGGAAGUUUAGGAGAGAGAAAAAAAAAUUUAGGUUAAGGCUCUGAUACCAUGUGAGAUAAUUGGGAAAAUCAUACUCCAAUAGGAGUCCAGACAGAUAUAUUUAUAGUAAAAUAAGAGUUGUCAAAAUACACAAGGAUUCCUAAUUUAUAUUAACUAUUAAUAGUAUGGGAGAUUAUUUUUAUCUAAAGGUUUCUUCUUAAAUUACAUCAUAACAAUAUAUUUAAAAGUAAUAAUUUCUGAAAUCCUAAACAACCCAAAUUCUGUUUUGGGGUGGGUGUUUGGCAUUCUACUUUUCUCUCAUUUGAUGUUGUGAAAGCUUGUUGUCGUAAAACUAAAAAUAACCAGUGUUCUUUUCUUUCAAAAUUUUGGAGAGUUUGCUCAAGCUAAACAACCAACUGUAAGCCAAGAGUUUUUAAUUACUCAUACAUAAGGAGUAAUUGCGGGGCAUUUCUAUGCAAGUGGAGCUAUCUAAAAACCUCAAGUUCUUCAAGUCAAGUAUAAUAUCUGGGGAUUUAUGGCGUGCUCGGCAGCUGCUUGAUAAAAUUCCUGACUCAGAUUUACGGUCAUGGACAGUACUGAUUUCUGCAUAUACGAAAUGGGGCCGUCCAAAAGAAGCAAUACAAGUCUACAAUGAACUUCGAGGCCGGAAUAUUUAUCCCGAUCAAUGGACAUUACUCUCAGCCUCCAAAGCCUGUGGUUCUGCAAGGGACCUAAGAAAGGCAAAAGGGAUUCAUGAAGAUUCCAUUCGAUUUGGGUUUCGGUACGAGCUAGUGAUUGGGAAUGCUUUGAUUGACAUGUACUGCAAAUGCAAACACUCUGAAGGCGCAAGAACUGUUUUCGACGAUUUAAGUGUGAAAAAAGAUGUCGUGUCUUGGACCACAAUGUGCUCUUGCUAUGUGAAAUGCAGGCUUCCAAUAAAAGCUAUCGACAUUUUUCGUCAGAUGAUGUUUUACGGGGUUUGGCCAAACUCGGUGACACUGUCUUCUCUUCUUCCCGCUUGCUCAGAUCUAAAGUAUCUAACUUUGGGCAGAGAGAUUCAUGGACAUGUUAUCAGGAAAGGAAUGGGAGACAAUGUGUUCGUUUGCAGUGCGCUUGUGGACAUGUAUGCCAGCUGUUCAAGAAUCAAGAAAGCGGAAUUAGUAUUCCUCAACACGCCUAGAGUAGACGUUGUUAUAUGGAACGUUGUCAUAUCAGCAUAUUUAUCCCACGGGGAAUACGAAAAGGCGAUGUGCAUGUUUUCCCAGAUGAGAAAUGAAUUCGGCCUCAAACUAAACGAGGAUUCUUGGAAUGCUGUUAUCGGUGGUUGUGUAAAGUGUGGAGAAACAGCGCGAUCACUGGAAUUGCUAACUGAGAUGCAGAAAUCCGGGACCAAACCGAAUUUAAUCACAAUUACCACCAUCCUCCCUGCCUGUGCGUAUUUAGAAAGCAUAAGAGUGGGAAAGGAGAUUCACUCUUUCAUCUCCCGACACGGAUUUCUCGAUGACAUUACUACUGCCACCGCUUUGCUACUCUUGUACUCAAAGUGUGGUUCUCUAGAACUAUCCAGAAGAGUCUUUGACCGAAUGCCGAAUAAAGAUACCAUUGCAUAUAACACGAUGAUUUUUGCUAAUACAAUCCACGGGGAAGGAGCAGAAGCCGUUUUGCUUUUCAACAGGAUGAUAAGUUCGGGCUUGAAGCCAAACAAGGUGACUUUCACCGCCGUGCUGUCUGGCUGUAGCCACUCCCGUCUAGUUGAUGAGGGUUUCACUAUCUUUCAUGUGAUGUCCAAAGAUCACGGAGUUGAACCUGAUGAACAACACUAUUCAUGUUUAGUUGAUGUUUUUAGCCGUGCGGGCCGUUUGGAGGAAGCUUAUUGUUUCAUCAAAGAGAUGCCUAUGAAACCAACUGCCAGUGCAUGGGGAGCAUUGCUUGCCGGAUGUAAGGUCUAUAAGAAUGUCAGGUUGGGAGAGAUUGUUGCAAAUCAAUUGUUUAUGGUUGAGCCAGAAAACCCAGGGAAUUAUGUUAUGUUAUCAAACAUCUUUGAAGCUUCAAAGCUAAGAGAAGAAGCAUUGAAAACCAGAGAACUGAUGAGAGAAAGAGGAAUUAAGAAGUUACCGGGGCGUAGUUGGGUCCAAGUGAAGAACAAGACAUACUCGUUUGUUUCUGGGGAUAAAAGCCAUAAUCAGAGUGAAGAGAUAUACAAGUUCUUGAAUGGGAUUCGUGAGAAGAUGAGAGUGGCAGGGCGUUUGCCAGAUACUGACUUUGUUUUACAGGAUGUUGAUGUGGAGGAGAAGGAGUCAAGUUUGUGCUAUCAUAGUGAGAAGCUUGCAGUUGCUUUUGGAAUACUGAAUUUGAAAGAAGGAUCGACUCUUACUGUCUUUAAGAACUUAAGGAUAUGUGGAGAUUGCCAUAAUACAAUCAAAUUUAUUGCAGAACUUGUUGGCCUGAGAAUUGUCGUAAGAGAUUCAUUAAGGUUUCAUCACUUUAAGGAUGGGUUGUGUUCCUGCAAAGAGUUUUGGUGAAGCAACAAAUCUUCUGCAGCUGUUGGCAAGAAAAUCUCCAUUCCAGUCUUCUCUGAUGGAUUGAAGAAAAUUGUGCGGAUACAACAGAUACAAGAAAGCAGCAGCCAUGAAAUUGGUACAUUUCUAUUGAAAAGAUCAGAUGGAUGAGUCUGGUUGGACUAGUUGGGCAUACCAGACACCUUGGAUCUUUACAUCCUUUGGAACCUUUGCACCCAAAUCAGUGUCAGACGGCUGAAUGCUCUCAAAGACUCCAACCACCUCCCCGGUCUCUGGCUUGCUCUGGCUAACACUCAUCCUAAUCUUCCCUGUCGAAGAUGCAGUGUUCUUGUUGUUCUCCUUCUCAAGUUCCUCCUCAUCUCCUCUCCCACCAGCCGGCAAUGCCACUGCAUUGUCAUAACCAGUGGCCCCACCCCUCC